This is a messenger RNA of Brassica rapa (field mustard), 540 nucleotides long. RefSeq lists its product as uncharacterized. NCBI's taxonomy places the organism in Eukaryota, Viridiplantae, Streptophyta, Magnoliopsida, Brassicales, Brassicaceae. The record is from RefSeq and is a predicted model, not a curated record.
AUGCAAGUUGAUGAGGCAACUGAGGGAAGAGUGUUAAGAAAAAGGAAGGAGAAAACUCCUAAGAACAUUAAGAGGGAAGCUAAUGAGAAGAACAUGAAUGGUUUCACUAAGAGAGUCCUCAGAAUCCUAGUGGAGAAACAAUUUGAUGAAGUUUAUUUCACACACCGGUUGUGGAUGUUCUUCAAGGAGACUAAGGAAACUAAGGAGGACAUUAGGAGAAUGUUUCAUCAUGUCAGGGAAAGGAUGAAACUAAGGAUCACAUUGAAGAAGAAGAGUGAUCCUGGGAAGUUUGUAAUACCAUUUCUGGUAAAGGGUAUUGAAUUUCCCUAUGCACUUUGUGACACAGGAGCAUCAGUCAGUAUCCUACCUAAGGUUAUGGCAAACCAGCUAGGUCUGAAAAUAGAGCCCUCAUCAGAAUCUUUCACCUUCGUGGAUCUUUCAGAAAGGAGCUCAGGAAGCAUCAUAAGAGACCUUGAGGUACAGAUUGGUAACACCCUUGUCCCAGUAGAUUUUCAAGUCCUGGACAUCAAGCUUAAUUAA